CUGAUAUGGUCGCGCGCUGUUUCACCCGCGAAAAUUUUACAGAAAUCCACUGCCUGCACCGGAAAUUUCUGCAAAGAUGAUCAUGAGGUUCACCAAACUUCUACCCAUUGUUGCAGAUUUCACAAGUUUCAAGCCAAUAUAAAAAUGGAAGAUGAAAAGAAGGAAAGACGAAGAAAUUGGCAUGAUGGGGAAGUGCACUGCCUGUGCCACUAUGUUCAAAGGCACAAAUCUGUGCUUUUUGGCAAGGCUGGCCAUGCCAGCGUUCCGGUGGAGAAAAGAAAAAAAAAGUACUGGAAAAAGGCAACGGCAGUACUUAGGGCCAAUGGCUACCAGAGGGAGGAGGAGGAGGUCGUCCGGAAGUGGGCCGACCUCAAGCAAAGAGCCUUAAAAUAUAAGGCCAAGCGAAACAUGACAGGUGGGGGCAGCCUUGAAGUCCGGCCCACGUUAGAGGCUGUUCUGGAGGUUCUCGCAAGAGAAACGGUGCAGGGGUAGUCGGGUCCUCCGACGAAGCAGGCUUUAGCUCGUCCCAAGACACAAUAGAUGGAGACAAUGAGGCUUGCCUGCUGUUCAGCAGCAUGGCUGCAGGAGCGUGUUCACGCACCCCUGAUCCUGUCAAGACAACCUCCACUGUCGUCAACACAAC
This is a messenger RNA of Lytechinus variegatus (green sea urchin), 643 nucleotides long. RefSeq lists its product as uncharacterized. The transcript has 6 exons. The record is from RefSeq and is a predicted model, not a curated record. Lineage: Eukaryota; Metazoa; Echinodermata; Echinoidea; Temnopleuroida; Toxopneustidae. Bases 145 to 492 code for a protein of 115 amino acids.